AUGUCAGGUCUUUCUUUCUUUCUUUCUUUCUUUCUUUCUUUCUUUCUUUCUCUCUCUCUCUUUUCUUCACUUUCAUCCAGAGCAAUAUUCCCAUUUUUAUUCAUGUGUCUGAUUUCUACUUCACACUCAUAUCUAUCUAUCUAUCUAUCUAUCUAUCUAUCUAUCUAUCUUGUUUCAUUCAUUAUCUAUCUAUCCAUGUAUCUAUCUGCUUUCAUUCAUUAUCUAUCUAUCUAUCUAUCUAUCUAUCAAUCUAUCUAUCUUCUUUCAUUCAUUAUCGAUCUUCUUUCAUUCAUUAUUUAUCUAUCUUGCUUCAUUAAUUAUCUAUCUAUCCAUCUAUCUAUCUGGUUUCAUUCAUUAUCUCUCUAUUCAUCUAUCUAUCUUGUUUCAUUUAUUAUCUAUCUAUUCAUCUAUCUAUCUUGUUUCAUUUAUUAUCUAUCUAUCUAUCUAUCUAUCUAUCUAUCUAUCUAUCUAUCUAUCUAUCUAUCUUGUUUCAUCCAUCUAUCUAUCUAUCUAUCUAUCUAUCUAUCUAUCUAUCUAACUAUAUUUUCGGGUAGUGUAGAGGAUAACAGUUCGCAGACUAAACUUUCUAUCUAUCUAUCUAUCUAUCUAUCUAUCUAUCUAUCUAUCUAUCUAUCUGAAAGACUUCCCAGCACGUGA
Acanthosepion pharaonis is the source of this 657-nucleotide messenger RNA. The record is from the annotation of a GenBank genome assembly. NCBI's taxonomy places the organism in Eukaryota, Metazoa, Mollusca, Cephalopoda, Sepiida, Sepiidae.